GCGCUAGUAGGAUUCGUCCCGGUGUGAGGCGGUGCUGUCGGCGAUUGCACAGAUGCCUUCACGGACCUCAGCAGAGACUCCUGAACACCUCUUGCGCUCAAAUUACUCCUGGAUUCACCUGACUGGAGAGGAUUGCAUGAAACAGAUCUGAAGUCUAUCGGAUGCGCUCCUCUGGAAUGAGCCCUUGCUGACACCUUCCUGCUGGACUCCGUCAUUGUUUCUGAGUAUAGGAGUGGUUGUUGCAGCAAUCAUGACAGCAUUGUCACUCCCGGUUGGACUGCUGUCCUUCGCUGGACCUGUCAUCUUCCUCCUCCUCUCUCUGCCUCUCGUCACAUCUCAGACGCCAUCACUCCCAGUGACCUUUGACCCCGAGUAUGUGCCCUCUUUGCCUGAAGAGUGCCGGAGAAAAAUGCACCCCGUUACCUCCUACACAGCUUUGAGCCCGUGGCUGUCCUCUUUCUCUCUGCCUGGAGUGAACGACUACUCGCCGCUCGCACUCGACCUAACCAGGAACCAGCUGAUAGUGGGAGCCAGGAAUCAUCUCUUCCGGUUGAGUUUGAGCAACGUCUCUCUCCUGCAGGCCACAGAGUGGGCCGUAGACGAGAGCACCAGGAGGUCCUGCCAGAGCAAAGGAAAGACAGAGGAUGAAUGUCAGAACUAUGUUCGUGUCCUCCUGCUGAGCGGCAGUCGUCUGUUCACCUGCGGCACUAAUGCCUUCAUGCCCAUCUGUACGACUCGCCCUGUCACGGACAUCUCCGGCGUCCUGGAGUCCAUCAGCGGAGUGGCCCGCUGUCCCUACGACCCUCGACACAACUCUACAGCCAUGAUCACUGAAAGUGGAGAAGUCUAUGCAGCUACAGUGACUGACUUCUCCAGCCGUGACCCGAUUAUUUACCGCAGUCUUGGGAACAUGCCUCCCCUGCGGACCGCACAAUACAACUCCAAAUGGCUCAACGAGCCUCACUUUGUCUCUGCAUACGAGAUGGGCCGCUUCACGUACCUCUUUCUGAGAGAGAACGCAGUAGAGCAGGACUGUGGGAAGACGGUCUUCUCCCGUGUGGCCCGCGUGUGUCAGAAUGACAUUGGCGGUCGUUUCCUGCUUGAAGACACAUGGACCACCUUCAUGAAGGCUCGACUCAACUGCUCCCGCUCUGGAGAUGUUCCCUUCUACUACCAUGAGCUGCAGAGCACCUUCUACCUCCCUGAGCAAGACCUCAUCUACGGAGUCUUCACCACCAACGUGAACAGCAUUGCAGCAUCAGCAGUGUGCGCGUUUAACCUCAGUGCCAUCACGCAGGCCUUUAACGGACCCUUUCGCUAUCAGGAGAACCCUCGGACCAGCUGGCUUUCCACUCCCAACCCCAUCCCAAAUUUUCAGUGCGGGACAGUGAAUGAUUCGGGUCCGGGCGGUAAUCUAACAGAACGCAGUCUUCAAGACGCCCAGCGGCUCUUUCUCAUGAGCGAGGUGGUUCAGCCCAUCUCCACGGAUCCUCUGGUCAUGCAAGACAACAUUCGUUUCUCCAGACUGGCUGUGGACAUUGUUCAGGGGAGAGACACGCUCUACCAUGUCAUGUACAUCGGCACAGAGUACGGCACCAUCAUCAAGGCCUUAUCCACAACUAAUAAGAGUCUGCGUGGAUGUUACUUGGAGGAGAUGAACAUUCUCCCAGAAAACAUGCAGGAGCCAAUCCUGAACCUGCAGAUUCUGCACAGCGAUAGGUCGCUUUUCGUGGGACUUCCCAGCAGAGUCCUGAAGAUCCCUCUGGAGAGAUGCUCCAACUACAGAACCGAACAGGAUUGUCUGGGUGCCAGGGAUCCGUACUGCGGCUGGGACCGGAAACAGAAGCACUGUACGACGAUUGAGGACAGUUCCAACAUGAGCCAGUGGAGCCAAGACAUCACAAAGUGCCCUGAGCGUAACCUCACCCAAGAUGGUGGAUUCGGCCAGUGGUCGGCGUGGCAGGCUUGUAACCAUGACGACGGAGGGGAAGGCACCAGCACAUGCCAGUGUCGCACUCGAGCCUGCGAUAACCCUCGACCCCAGUGCGGAGGGAUGAAGUGUGUCGGGGCCAACAUCGAAGUGGCCAACUGCUCCAGGAAUGGAGGCUGGACUCCCUGGUCGUCCUGGGCCGAGUGCAGCACCAGCUGUGGCAUUGGAUUUGAGGUCCGUCAGCGAUCCUGCAACAACCCAGCGCCUCGGCACGGAGGACGCGUGUGUGUGGGUCAAGCUCGAGAGGAGAGAUUGUGUAAUGAAAAGAAUCCGUGUCCUGUUCCGGUGUCCUGGGUCUCCUGGAGCGCUUGGUCCAAAUGUAGUGUUGCCUGCGGUGGUGGAGUCCAAUCCCGGGUUCGGACCUGUGAGAACGGAAACACGUGUCCUGGCUGCCCUCUGGUAUGGACUAUUAUAUAUAUAUUAAAUAAAAAUACUAAUAUCAGAAAGAGAUGUAAAAACUAUGUGUGUUACUGUAUCCAGGAGUAUAAGGCGUGUAAUUUGGACUCGUGUGCUGAAGUGAGGCGGACCACCCCGUGGACACCCUGGUACCCCGUUAAUGUGACUCAGAUGGGGGCAAGACAGGAGCAGAGGGUCAGGUACACCUGCAGAGCUCUCCUCGCUGACCCUCACGACCUUCAGCUCGGCAAACGCAAGAUAGAGACUCGCCUCUGUCCAACCAGUGACGGAGCUGCUGCCUGCGAGACUGAUGGUUUAGUUGAGGACCUGUUGAGAAUGGGUCGACCUGUGACACGAGUGCAAGGAGCAGCCUGGGCAUCAUGGGAAACGUGGUCCGCUUGCUCCAAAGAGUGCUCCAAAGGCUUCCGCACGCGCAAGCGCUCCUGCUCCACGCCGGAUGGCAAGAGCACACCGUUCGCCUGCAGCGGAGCGCCGGUCGAGUACCAGGACUGCAACACUCAGCCGUGCCCAGUUAAGGGGGCGUGGUCAUGCUGGUCUUCCUGGUCUCAAUGUUCUACUUCCUGUGGCGGCGGUCACUACCAGCGCUCUCGUUCCUGCUCUAACCCUUCUCCUGCUCAUUCUGGAGACAUCUGCAUUGGCCUGCACACGGAGGAAGCGCUCUGUAACACACACGAGUGUGAAGGUGGGUGGGGGGCGUGGUCAGAGUGGGCGGAGUGUAACGAGGAGGGGCUGCAGCUCCGGAUUCGUACAUGUGAAAUAAGUUCCACCUCCUGCCAAGGAAACUCCACAGAUCACAGACAGUGUCGGCCCAAUGAGAGUGCUGUGCUGUCAAAGGGACAGAAGAGGAACACGAACUGUGGAGGGUUUUCUCUGUUCCAUUUGGUGCUGACUGGAGCGUGCUGCUUUCUGGGAGCCAUCUUGUUGUCCGUCCUGGUGUAUGUGUACUGUCAGAGACUCCGCAAACCCCCUCAAGAAUCCGCAGUCAUCCAUCCCAGCACCCCCAACCACCUACACUAUAAAGAGAACAGCUGUGCACCCAAGAACGACUUAUACACACCCAUGGAGUUCAAGACUCUGAAUAAGAAUAACCUGCUUCCACCGGAUGAAAGCUGCAACUUCUUCCCAUCAGCCUUACCGCAGACCAACGUCUACGCCACCACAUACUACCCGUCUCCUCUGGGCAAAUACGACUUCCCCUCCAUGGAUUCACCCUGCAGCUACAUGCACAGCUGAUGCACGCGCACACAUCUCGGACCACGGUUACGCACCCUCAUCCGUCCAUGCAGACGCAUCGGGAAAAGGCUGAGCGGAGAUUCUGCAACGAUGCAGGAAAAUUGCAAAGGAGCGAUGUUCGGAUAAGAUGGGCCCAUGUAGUUUACUUGUAGCAUUUCCUUUCCUAAAUGUCAUUUCAACCUGGAAGUCACGGGUUCAGCUGCUCAAAGGCCGACACUCACAAAGCAUGCACGCUUCUCACAAUGCAAGAGGAAUUCUGGGAGUUUAAGUUUAAAACUGAAUUGUGACGUACUACUUUAUGUGCUGGCGUCUUUGUGUUGUUUUUCAGAAUCAUGCUCGAGUCUUAAAGCAUGAAGGCUCCCGGGAAGCUGCGACGUCUCGCUGUGAACCCGAAUCGUUUUUUUCCCGGUUUACGUCUUUUUCUGCUCCAGAACUCCAAGAACUAGAAGACUGGGAUGAUUGGUGAUGCCGCUGGUUAACAUCAGUGAUGUACGGAUGAACUCACGAAAGAGACAGAGCUCGUGGAUGUAUGGCCGUCACACACCGUUACUAUGGAGAUGGAGAUGGCUCUCAGACACUUUAAAGGGAACGUUCACCCAGAUACGACAGAUAUGAUCGUUUACUCUACUUUUUGUUAUUACAAACGUACGACUUUUCUAAAGGCAAAACACCACGGGCAAAUAUAGCAAAAAAUAAUCACUAAUUUGCAUAUAUUUGAGUUUCAAAAUUAUCACUCAACGAAUCAUAAAAUGCUUUCAACAUCAGAGCAAAAAAAAAAACGUUUUUAGGAGGACCAUAAAUGAUAUACGAACAAAACCCUCCGUAUAAACCUACAGAAUAUAGAAAACAAAAUUUAGUUGAUGAUUGAAGAUGUUUUGAAAGAUGUUCAUGCUGCUCUUUUUUCCUACAGUGAAGGAUCGGGGCCAGUCAAGCUCACAAAUACACAAAACCAUGCUAUAAAAGUCAUCCAGAGGACUUAUGCAGUAUAGUUCCGUGCAUAUUCCAUGCAAUAGUUUUAAACGAGACGCUGAUAUUUCAGUCGCCUGCUUAAAUUCAGAUUCACAUAUUCAGACUUUUUCAAACAAGAUUUAGCAAAAGAGAGUUUCUGCCAAACCUCUUUUUUCUGUGUUUAAUGGAGACACGGCAGUCUGAAAGCUCUGUGUGAGUGUUUAAAGGGAUGUAUGUUUGUAAGUAUGUGUAUAUUUGUAGCUGGCAUUAUAUAUUUAUACACAAAUAAUGUUUUUUUUUGUUGUUGUUGAUGGAAUCGGGUAUUUUUUUCCUCGCUAUAUCAUCACUGAGAGCAGCGGCUGUUUCAGAGCUACACUUGUUUCUUGCUUUAGCAGUUUUGUUUUUUUCUGUCUGGGAUUGUGUACAGUACAUGUUUAAUGAAAAUGUUUUAUGAAAUAUUUUAAGCUAAUUCUUUCCAGCGAGCCCAUACGAUCUUCGGUCGAGGUGUUAGAUGAGCGGGACGCUUGCUGAUGAUGCUUUUUUACGCUGAUGUUGCAUGGAUGCUGCAUUAUCUGAAUGCAGACGGUUCUCUAUGCAAUAAUAAAAAAAAAAAAAAAAAUGGUUUUCCAACACAUGAUCACUGCCUUUAUACACUGUGAACUUUUGCUAUGUUUUUAUAUGUUGUACAUUGUAAAAAUUAAUAAAUAUCCAGCUGGGUGUCAAAACACCACAAUUUA
This is a messenger RNA of Puntigrus tetrazona (Sumatra barb), 5325 nucleotides long. It is a transcript of the gene sema5bb, whose product is annotated as sema domain, seven thrombospondin repeats (type 1 and type 1-like), transmembrane domain (TM) and short cytoplasmic domain, (semaphorin) 5Bb. Gene Ontology annotation, biological process: axon extension; axon guidance; positive regulation of cell migration. The coding region runs from base 251 to 3640 and encodes 1129 amino acids. Gene Ontology annotation, molecular function: semaphorin receptor binding; chemorepellent activity. NCBI's taxonomy places the organism in Eukaryota, Metazoa, Chordata, Actinopteri, Cypriniformes, Cyprinidae. The transcript has 21 exons. The record is from RefSeq and is a predicted model, not a curated record.